Molecule: messenger RNA, 3085 nt
Organism: Ochlerotatus camptorhynchus
Lineage: Eukaryota; Metazoa; Arthropoda; Insecta; Diptera; Culicidae
Gene: kay
Product: transcription factor kayak
Exons: 4
Coding region: 723-2009 (428 amino acids)
Biological process (GO): regulation of transcription by RNA polymerase II
Cellular component (GO): nucleus
Molecular function (GO): RNA polymerase II cis-regulatory region sequence-specific DNA binding; DNA-binding transcription factor activity, RNA polymerase II-specific
Source: RefSeq, a predicted model, not a curated record
UCUCAGUUACGAAAACGACAUCCAACGCGUCGCGCGCCGUGUGAUUGGACGAAAUUCCGCAAGCGCGAUCCUGAAUACGCGGAAAAUCGGGCAAACCACACAUUCGAUCUAAUCCAUCGUCCGCGGCGAGCGAAGCGCGUUGAUAUUUCCUUUUUUAAGUUUUUUAAAAAUUUUAUCCAAUCGAACGAACGACGAAUUUUUCGUGUGGUGAAAAACGUGCCCUUGAAGACCAGCUGAUCGCACCGCGGCAAAUCGAGAAAAGUCGCGCUAAUUUGUUGCACGUUUCCGCCGAACAUACGAAAAUCAAACGAACCAACCAAACGGUUAAUGUAGGGAAAAAACGAACCGCAAAGAAAUCCGUCACCGAACCCGAAGUAAAAGAAAACUUGCGCUUCCUAGUUUGUUUAAAGAGACCGAGACACCGCGAAGCCAGUUAUCCUCGUCACAGUAAAUUUGAGAAUCCCAAAAAAAAAAACAGCGGAUGACGUAAUCUCGUAAAGUUAGCUUAGUUUUUUUUCGCUGUCAAAUCGUGUCCAAAUUAAGCGAAACGCUUCCUCCAAUAGGUGACCAAAGGCGUUCGUGAAGGUGUACUGAAUUAAAUCGCCAAACAACAACAACGACAACAAUCGGAGGAAAGCUGAACGAAGGAUUGUCCGGUCUAGUUGAUCCGGUUUCCAAAAGACAUAAAUCAAGCGAAAAUUAGUAUAAGAAACCUACGCACAAUGGAUGCCUGUGAAAUUGCCAGCUUUCUAGCAAAGGAACUAUUUAUGAAUCAGUUCGCCUCGUUCGAUGGCAUACACAGUGGCGUCCCGACGAAAACGACCCCCACGCUGACGCCCACCACGCUCAAGAACAUCGAACAGACGUUUAUGGAACUGACCAACGAUACCUCCAGCAACAUUCCGUGCCAGGCCGGGUUCGUUCCGCCACCGUUCCAGUUCGAGGACCACAGUCAGGACCAGGAAAACAGCCGCGAAUCGAUGAGUUCGGACGUUUCGAACAACUCCUGGCAGGUGACACCCCCGCCAGUCAUAUCGGAGGACUUGGACUCCAAAUCGUCGAGCACUUCGUACGAGCGAGAAGCGACCGUCUCUCAGCCACGACUGAUGGCGGCAACCGUAUGCGGUGGCGUUGCCAAUCUGGCUGCCCUGACUCCAUCCCAUGCGAUGCAACAGGGUGCCUCCGGUGGCAACCGAAAGCAAGCCGGCCAGAACGCUGGAGCGCCUGGCACUUCCCGUCGCAACAUGGGCGGCCGCCGUCCCGCCAAAGCCAAUAACCUCUCGCCCGAAGAAGAACAAAAGCGCGCUGUGCGCCGCGAACGGAACAAACAGGCCGCGGCACGAUGCCGUCGGCGACGGGAGGAUCACACCAACGAGCUCGUAGACGAAACCGAUCUGCUGGAAAAGAAGAAGCAAGCGCUUCAGGAUGAAAUCAAACAACUCCUAAACGAAAAGGAAGACCUGGAGUUCCUGCUCGAGACCCACAAGGAACACUGUCGUUUCCAUGGUCGCCACAGCCCGGUGGAGCGGAAACCCGUCGAGUUGAUCCAACAACAGCACUUGGCAACGGAUCUCAAGGUCAUUCUUCCGAUGAAAAUCAAAGCCGAACCGGAAGAACAUCCCGAGCAACCACCAGCGAAAAAAUUGAUCCUCUCCAACGCACUCAGCGACAGCUUGGACACCCCCACGCCAACGACCAUCACGCCCGUCUUAACCAGUGUGAAUCUUCCGCGACUGAUGCUCCCUACCACCGCCAUCAAUGGGCGACCGGCACGGCCGGCCAGCUUGGAUGUGAAAGCGUCCACCGCCUUCCCGUUGCGUAACAUCACCGCAGAUGCCGGCAUCGGUAUCUCGACGCCGUCGAACGGCUUCUUCAACUUUGAUAGUCUGAUGGAUGGCGGUACCGGCUUGACGCCCGUUGCCGCCCCAAUUUCCCUCCAAUCGAAUCGUGGUCCGCUGGAUCUGAUGACGCCCACCAGCAGUGAACCGUCGAAGCUGUACAGUCUGUGAGACGAGGUCCGACGAGUAGGGUGCAAAAACGAAGAAGCAAUUAGAGUUGACGUUUCUGAGAGUGUAAACGAUUGAUGAGAACGAGUACCCCGAGCGAGUCUUAGAUCAAAGAUGGCGUUGUGAUUUUAACUUUAAAAAAAAACUUUUGUACGUGGAAUAUUACAAAGACACACAAGUCUAAAAAAUUCUAACUUAGCGGUCGCCAUUUUGUAACUAGACGUAGAAUUAAUGUAUAUAUCUUUUAUUUGUUUUUAGUUUUGCUAGAUUUUAAUCCUACCAACCCCCCCCCCCCCCCCCCCCCCCGAUCCCAUUAAUUGGAAAAUGCGAAAACCAGAAAAUGUUUAUUGAUUUGUUUUAUUUUUACCAAACGAAGAUUUUUAAUUUAAUUUAAGCGAAUAAAGAUGUAAACAUUCUUUUAUAGUAAAACGAGAACGAAAUGCUUUGUAUCCUGUGCCUUUUUCCUCCAGAAAUUUUCCGCUUAACUUCGUAUUGUUGUUUUUUUUUCCUUCUUGGUUUUAUUAGUCGUAACAAUGAUAGUAACCAACCGGUUAGAAGUCAAUGCUAUUGCAAGUAUUAUUGAUCAAUACACACUAUGUAGAGAAGAGGAGCAAGUCUUUGCGCAGGCAGAAGAAAGAGAUGGAAGUGCAACGAAAGUUUGAAACUUUCUACCUCCAUCAGGCGAGUUUUGGACCAUUGAUUGGGAUAUUUUAAAUAGAAUAACGAAAGUGGAGAGGAAAACGAACGAAACGCCAUUGUAGAUGACAAAGACAAAGAGCAGAAUUAUUUACAACUUAUUUCAUCUACACGCGAAAAAGGAAACUACGAAAAGCUUUUUCGAUCCCGAGGGCCUACUGCGAUUUGGUUUGCCUUCACUAUUUUUUUUAAUAAAAGAGUGGCCUACUUUUGUAGAAAACGAUGAUAUUUGCUGUCAAAAGAAACAAAAAACUAGUGUGCGAAAAUAACCAGAACAUGAAGCAAUCUGAUUUUUUUUUGAGGUUAGAAUAUGACGAACCAGAAAAGCCAUAUUACUGAUAAUAAUAAUACAAUUGAUACCAAAUAGCUGCUGCAAUAAGAAA